UUCUUGUUUAAGACAUUAAAAUGCAAGUCUGAGUAAAAAUAGGCCAGGAAAUUGAUGAAAUAAAUAUGACUAAGAAUAAACAUUUCACAGUUUAAGAAUAAACAAACUUAAAAUGUAGCUUCAACCAGGAUAAUACUGUUGUCUCGUUGUCUUGGAUACAUAAAGAACAAUGCUGAAGGAAAGGAAAAUUGUGAAUAAGAUACUAUUAUGGCUGUUUUUGAUUCUUAUAAAUUCAGUGAUGUCAGAGGCUGCAUAUGCACUCACAUUCAAGUCAUCCAUGUGCUACAACUCCAAAGGGAAUGCCUUUAUCAGACUCCUCUGUCCUGACACAUACAAAAUCAAAACCAUCACUGCAUUCACUGGCAUCAGUCGUAACAAUGUGUGUGCCUACAGUUCAUGGGACUGUAUCAUACAGGAAGGAUCUACUGAUAAAUGUGAUGACAGACAACAAUGUACAGUAAGCGUUUCCCACAAUGAUGGAAAGGUGGCUCUGACCUGUGGUGCCCAACAAGGCGAAAUGAAAUACUUCCAGGUUGAAUACAUAUGUCAAUCUGAUAAUAAAGCAAAGAACCUGACAGUGAAUGAUUAUUCAACAGUAGGUCCUGCAGUGGAAGACCUUCCUACUCUUCCAAAUAUACCAAGUAACCCAGAGUUCACAUACAAGAACCCAAGAGGGCCAACUGUGCCAGCUGAAGCUACAGAAGAAGACAAUGCGGUGAUGAUUGCAAUAAUAUGUGGUUCUCUGGUUGGAGUGGUUGUUGUCUGUGCUGUCAUGGCAACACUUAUACAUAGGAUAAAGAACAGGACUUACACAAAUGCACUAUAUGCUACAAGGUCACUUAUCAACCCAACCUUGACCCAAAGUUCACCUGACUACCCCAGCAGACGUCCAAUGCCAAGGUCACCAAGCCAAAGGGCCAAACAAACAGUGAAGUUUUCAUUAGAUAGUAGAGCAUGUAAUCCAAAACAACAGGGCCAAACAAACAGUGAAGUUUCCAUUAAAUACUAA
This is a messenger RNA of Owenia fusiformis, 1009 nucleotides long. The record is from the annotation of a GenBank genome assembly. NCBI's taxonomy places the organism in Eukaryota, Metazoa, Annelida, Polychaeta, Sabellida, Oweniidae.